Molecule: messenger RNA, 6230 nt
Organism: Leptomonas pyrrhocoris
Lineage: Eukaryota; Euglenozoa; Kinetoplastea; Trypanosomatida; Trypanosomatidae
Exons: 1
Coding region: 360-6230 (1956 amino acids)
Molecular function (GO): metal ion binding; ATP binding; ATP-dependent chromatin remodeler activity
Source: RefSeq, a predicted model, not a curated record
AGGUUUUGGAGCUGCUUUUGCUUUGUUUUGUUUUCCAUUUCCCCCAACGGGAAUUCGAGUGCGUAGGUGUGUUUGUGUGUUUGCUGCUACGCUUUUCAUCGCACCCGCAACGGAUCCUUCACAACGUCGCCCCAAUUUUUGUGCGCGUUGCCUCCGCUCGCUAGCGCGCACCUGAAAAGGGGAGCCUUCACGUUAUAACUUGCCGCCUUUCUUCGCCGUCUUUUUACACCUUGUUUUUGCUUUUCUCCACGCUCCUUGCUGUGUGUGUGUGUGUUUGCGAAGUACUCUUCCAAACACGGAUACGUCCCACCCAGCCUUUUUUUUUUUCCGAGCCCUCUUUCUGUUGGUAACGCCGGGAGAUGCCGCCGAAGGGGACGAAAAGGGCACCUGCAAAGGCAGCGGCGGUGACGAAGCCCGCCGACGACGCCGUCACUCUUCCUUCCCCCGAUCCCUCCACGAUGGCACCGUCGACGGCAGCCGCCGGCCCUGCACGUAAGCGCGCUCGCACGAGCAUCGAGGCGGCGGCGAACCGCGAUGAGGUGGAGGUGGACCGCAGCGUCGCCUCCGUGACCUCUGAGACGCCAACCGUCAUCACCAUAGAUGAGGACGACGACUCUCGCACUGCGUCGGAGACCGCUACCACCAACACCGCCGCCGCCCAGUCCCGUCGUGCACCCCGCCGCAGCCGCCAGACAACGCUGACGGGCGACGUGGUGGACCCUCCUGAAAAGGCGGUCAAAGGCGGUCGUGCAAAGGCGCGCAAAGAAGACAGCGCCGCCGCUGCUGCGCCUGACAUGACGCUUGGGGGAGAGCUGAAACCCUCCCCACCGGUCAGCGCAGCGAAGAAAACCGGAUCGAAGGCCAACGGUGCUUCUACAGCCUCUUCACCCGCACUGGACGGUCCUGCAGCGGCUCCGAUGCUGGAGCAAGCCCUCCUGGCACACGUGCGCAACGCUCUCGUCCUCUACUCCUUGAAGCGGUCGCAGCGAGUGAUCCGACUAACCACGGUGACCUCAGCGGCCCAGCGAACGGAUGCCAUGAACGCGUACGCCGCCUCUAUUGAAGCGGCCGUGGGUGCAGCUGCGGUGCAGCAGCCACCGUCAUCGGCAGUAGGUGAACUUGAGGAUCGAACAGCACCGGCGCACGCAGACGAAGCCGACGAGGCGGUGGAAGACAGCGCCAGUCACGACGUGGAGGUCGACGACGCACAGGGCUUCCUGGCCCUCCCCUGUGUGCAGUACUUCAUUGUAAACGAGUGUGCACGUGUAGCCCGUGCUGUGCGGGAGGGUGGCGGCAACGGCUACGGUGAUGAUCCUGCCCAGCGUGCGAUGGCGCUGCUGGGCCUCUUGCUCUCCAUGCUGGACACCCCCGGCUCCUUCGUCACCCUGCUCCUCCUGGCUUGUCCCUCCUGCCGGUCGAUUGGAAUUGUCACAGAUACUGUCUCGAAGGUGAUCGAAUUCCUAGUGCUCUCGCAACGCGUAAAGCGGGAAGAUGUUCUCCGCAUGGAUCAAGCAAAGGCCUGUGAAGUGCUUGGGUUGCUUGACGGUUGCCGCGACGACAGCGGCGUGCCGGUCGAGCCGCUGCGUUGCUGCCCGUACGGCGAGGCGCACGUGAACCUGCAACUGCUGCUCGCUGGGCGGGUCCACCUCCAGGGGUCGGUGCGCAACUGCACCCUCCAGUACAGUCUCGUCCCUUUUCAGAUGCACGAUUUCCCGGCAAUUGCCGAGGCCGCAAAACAGUACUAUCGAGGGUACGAGGAAUACACCGCGACGUGGGAGAGGAGGUACAACGAGCAGCGCGUUGGCGGGUACGAGAACUCCGCGGCGCAGUCGUUAUGGCGCAAGCCGACGAAUCCACCCGAAUUGCAAAAGAAAACGCUUGCACUUCUUGCGAACAAAGCCGACGGCGUGACGUGGGCAGAGGAUGUCUUCCACAAAAUAUUUCCGGACACCGUCGUGCCAGGUCAACCGCACCUUAGCUGCGGUGAUCUUCAAGCCCGCAUCCGGGCUGUGUACGCCUACACGCGGGCGGAUGUGCUGGGCAGAGGCGGCUUCUUCAAAGUAGCGCUGAACACGCCCUCGUCUUACUUUCGCGGCCAGGCAGCGGCCGGCAUGCUUGUCGGGUCCGAGCUCGUCUACUUCCCCCACCUUUUUUCCCUCUUGAAGGUCUUUCAGCACAUCGCCGAGGGCAUACUGCACGGCGUGGGCAACGACGACCGCGUCCCGCCUUGCCUGUGCAACUCCAAAGCGGCGUCCCUCAGCCCGUCCUUCCUGAUGGUGGAGGAGCACCUCCCGUACGUUGCCGCACUGCGGCGCUGUCGCGAGGAGCAGUACCUGUUGGUGGACGAGAGCAAAGAAGCUGCGGAGGCAGUCUUGUGCAACUCCCAGGUCCCCGUCGACGUGGACGCGGUCGCGGAGGAUAAGGAAGAAGAAAAGGCCUUAGCGAAGGUAGAAACCGACAGCAAUGACACGGGCGGUACGGAACAGAUGGGCAGCAACGUCUCGUACUACGCCGCCGGCUCCUUCGCGCGCUUCCACGCCACGUUGGACCUGGUAGGGCAGAUGAGCGCCGAGCAGACGAUGAACUACGUGGCACGCGUGACCGCCGACUCCGCGGAGGCGCUCCCUGUCGCCGCUGUUCCCCGCACGUACAUCCACGCGGCGCUGAAGCGGCACCAACUGGAGGACGUGCAGUGGAUGUGGAGUAAGGAGACGGAGGGUUACCGCGAGCAUGUCCAGGUGCCGCUCUACUGUGUAGUCCCCAGCACCACCGCAGCACAGCGGCCGGUCGUGCAGCGUACCGGAAUGAUGUUUUACUGCGCGACGACGGAGGAGGUCAUCGUGGAACGCGGUGCAGCAACGCAGACGGCGAAGUGGAGCGCCGCAGGGAACUUGAUCCGCGGUGGCCUCCUGUGUGACGACGUCGGGCUGGGCAAAACGCUCGCGGUGCUGACGCUGUGCGCCUACGACCGCGCCUCGCGUGAGUCAGGUGCCGUCGACGAUGACGAAGACAACGCGAUGUCCUCGCCCAACCGCUUCUGGCAGGCAACGGCCCGCAACACCGUCGCCCGCACCACGUCCAUCGUUUUUAACCCCGACGUUCUGCGGUGGGGCUUCGGUCCAGACACCUUCCUCGCUGGCACCGCGCCGCACACCGUCUGCCCAAUGCGCCUGCCGCGGACAACGCUGGUCGUCGUCCCGCUCUCCAUCGCGGCUCAGUGGAUCGAGGAGCUCCACAAGUUCUACCCAGGCGCGUCGUACAUCCUCUUCCACGGCGCAAAGCGCACACAGUACACCGCGCAGGACUUACAGCGAGCAGACUUCGUACUCACGACCUAUGAGACACUGUCCACCCACCUGCGACACGAAACCGACGGACUGCACUACUGGCUGUCACGCAGCGCGGAUGUGGGGGACGACAAGGCGUGCGCCGAGGCAGCCUCGCGAGGGUGGCAGGCGUGCCGACCGUCGCACCUUUACGCAGCACUACAGGCAUUCGCGUCGUCCACCGUGUGGUCGCCGCUGCCGGACGCGGGUGACUCUCGCUUUCUCAAUUUCAACCGCAGUCGCGGGUUUGUGCUGGACGUGCACAACACGGCAGACGUGGAGGCCGCUGUGCAGCAUCAACGUGGACGCGGUCGGACACGUAGUGGUGGUGGCCGGCGUGGGCGCGGCCGUAGUGAGAACGCGGGCGACAACCACGACGGCGUUGCUUCGCCGCCACCGCCGCCGCAGUUGAACAAGUGGGUGUUUGUGUUUCAAGAGCCCGUGGGCUUGCCUUGCUUUCACUGCCCCGUCUUCUCGCUCUAUGUGAACGCCAACGGCGACCCCACGAACAACGCCGUCGAGUACCAGCCAGCGUGGCAGGCCCUCUACCAUCGUCUCUGCAUUGACGCGCCGAGCCCAGUGAGCGACUCGUUUUUGGACGGCCUGUGGGCGCUUGUGAAGGGUUAUUCCGCCUCCAUCCAAGCCCCUCCAGAGACGUCCUCCUACUCGAUGCACACUGGUCUGUUUGAUGCGGCUGUGGGAAGUAGCUACACGGAAUCUCUAUUUGCUCUGAUUUUCCGCACCGAGACGCGGUACCCGAUGUCAGAUCACAUCCGGCGGUUAUUCGUCCUCCACGUCCUCUUGCCGCCGCUGUGGCAACCACUUCAGAUGUACUGGGCCGAGAUGAAGCCGCACUACGCAGCCGUUGCGUCCGCCGAGCUCACUGGGCAGAUGCCGCUGCGCAUCUUGGACCUUCUGUUUCACCGUGUGGUGCUGGACGAGUCGCAGAAGUGCGGCGCAAACAGUCUUUUUCACUUGUUGUUGGGCGAGCGCCGCUGGGCGGUGACCGGGACGCCGCUGAACAACAACAAGACCACAGCGCUUAGCACCGCCCUCUCUUUCCUCGGCAUGAGCAGCGCGGCGCAGCUUCUUUCCAGGACUCCACACCACCGGAUGUACGUGUUCAACACGUGGUUGAGCAGACACACCAGCAACUCCCAAUUCUUUAAUCGCAUGCACUUCAGCCGAACCGUAUGCACGGCGUUGAAACGCCUGAUGGCGCGGCUUUGCGUUCCCGUUUACCCCAACGAGGAAUUUCAGGAUCCUUCCUUCUGCUUGUGUUCGCUUUGCACGCAGGACGGCGCGUACGGCGCUGCCGCAGGUGUGGGCGCCACCAUUCCGCUGGAGUGGCGCCGCCGCGAGGAGCAGCGCCAAUUCCUGUGCGAUUUGCCCUGCCUGCCCAACGUACUGAUGGAGAUUUUUGCGCUGACGAUGGUGCGCCACGAACGCAGUCAACAGGUGAGUCGCGAGCUGCAGCUUCCGCCGGUGCGCUACACAACCCAUCGCGUGGACUUGAGUGGGGACGAGAUGCAGCUGUACGACCGCGUUGCGCGGGCGGUCAUGCAGGUUGCCGCCCGGCUCCAUCGCCAAGGCGUGCUGAGCUCUCGCAUGGGCCAUGCCAUGCAAUGGGCACAGGCGCUGUGCCGGCUGUGCCUGCACCCGUCCCGCGUGGGCGAUGCGGCGCUGCUCCGUGGCGACAUCGAGGCCCACCUCCUGCGCGCGGUGCGGUUUGUCGGAAACGACAGCAGCCCGAGCCCAGCAAACCUCGCAGCCGCCGUCGAGGAGGCCUCCUUUGUCGAAGUGACGGCGCAAGAGGCGCUGGAGUGGGCGCAGAUGCUGGCCGCCAACAACACGAAGCGCGCGCACAUUUCCUUCACCGUGCAGAUCGCCACUGCAACCAACAGCGGCAGAGGCCGCAGCGCGCAGAAAAUCCCAGAGGAAACUGUUGCCGCGUUGAACGACCUGCAGGCCGAUCCUCCGUUGCUGCCGCUGUGCGGUGUUUGCUUGGACGACAUGGUCGCCCCUACCCUGCUCAGCUGCUUCCACAUGUACUGCAAAGAAUGUGUGAUUGGUGUGAUUGACGCCAGCCGCAGCUUUGCCGGCAACGUAAUCGCAAAGUGUCCCUAUUGCCGCGAUCCGAAAUCGUUGCUGGUGGAGAAGCGUGUGAUCACGAUCGGACACGAGGCGGCGAUAAACGAAGAAGCCACGGCGCAAACUGCACCCGAGGCUGAUGACGCGCCGUCCGGCGUGCUCGACACGGACGACGGCGAAGCUGCGUUGAUCCGCAUCGGCGAUGGAAGCCGCGUGUGUGCCUUUGUCGCCCUCGUGGCGCAGAUUUGGGCCGCCGAGCCGGGCGAUGGCAUACUCGUCUUCUCCAAGUACCCUGCGUUUCUGCAGUUGGCGCACGACACCAUCCAGGCGGCCGGGUACGCGCCGUACAUAGUGCGAGGAGCGUCGACACUCGCGCAGCGGCAGCGCGUAAUGCGCGCGCUGCAGCAGCCCGGCGGUGCAUUGCCUGUGCCGCAUCGCAUUCUUUUCGUCACGUCACGCAGCGCCAACGCCGGUCUCAACCUGACCUUCGCGAACCACGUCAUCUUUCUGGAGCCCAACCUGAACCCAGCCAUGGAGCAGCAAGCCGUCGGCCGCGUCCACCGCUUUGGUCAACUAAAACAGGUAUACGUUCAUCACCUUUACGCGCCCCGCACCAUUGAAGAGGUCAUCUACGUCCGAUCGGUGCGCUUGCGCGAACAAGCGACGCAGCAGCCCGUCGCACGCCCUCCGGCAGCGAUGGCGGCGGAUGCUGUGAACGCCAACGAGGUGCAGCGCGAUACUCAGUUCGGCCGCAUUGCCCCGGCCGAGAUCUCUCUUCUUCUCGAGUACCCUGUGCCUCCGCAGCGCGCGUAA